GCGAGCAAGAUGGCAGCGAAAUCCGAUGGCGUGGGGGUCGGUACCGGGUUCGCGCAGCUGGAUGAGCAGGAUGAAACGGCGGCCAACGACGACGAGCUGGACAGCGCGGCCAUCCACAUCUGUCACUGCUGCAAGUCGUCCUCGUGCUACUGGGGCUGCCGGAGCGCGUGCCUGCGCUCCCUGACGGUGAAGGGGAACCGGAGAGCAGGCAGAGGAGCGGAGGAGCGCUUAUGGCUGGACUGUCUGUGGAUCGUGCUGGCCAUGCUCGUGUUCUUCUGGGACGUGGGCACGGAUGUGUGGCUGGCCGUGGAUUACUACAGGAAGCGGGAUUACGCGUGGUUCGGGCUCACGCUCUUUUUCGUGCUCGCUCCGUCGGUGCUCGUGCAGAUCCUCAGCUUCAGGUGGUUCGUGCAGGACUACACGGGCGGAGGCCUCGGUCCGGUGCAGGGUCUGAGCCGGAGAGCCACCGCUGGACUCAGCGCAGGCAAGUACGGCAGGGACGCGUGCUGCCACAUCUCCAUCUGGACCUGGCAGGUGCUGGUGCAUCUCCUGCAAAUGGGCCAAGUGUGGAGAUACAUUCGGACUAUGUACCUGGGCAUCCAGAGCCGGCGUCAAACCAAACACAGACGGAGAUUUUAUUGGGCCAUGAUGUACGAGUAUGCUGAUGUCAACAUGCUUCGUUUGCUGGAGACAUUUUUGGAGAGUGCUCCCCAACUGGUGCUACAACUUUGCAUUAUGAUCCAGAAGAACCGGGCUGAGACUUUGCAGUGUAUCUCUUUAUUAGGAUCAUUGAUGUCUCUGUCCUGGGUAUUAGCUUCCUACCAUAAGCUCCUGAGGGACUCCAGAGAUGACAAGAAGAGCAUGAGCUAUCGAGGGGCACUUAUUCAUAUCUUCUGGAGGCUCUUCACCAUUUCUUCACGGGUGCUCUCCUUUGCUCUCUUUGCAUCCAUUUUCCACAUCUACUUUGGUAUUUUCGUGGUGAUGCACUGGUGUGCCAUGGCCUUCUGGAUUGUGCAUGGAGGCACUGAUUUCUGCAUGUCCAAGUGGGAAGAGGUGCUCUUCAACAUGGUAGUUGGCAUUGUCUACAUAUUCUGCUGGUUUAACGUGAAGGAAGGUCAGACGCGCUACCGGAUGAUGAUCUACUACUUUGUGGUGCUGGCAGAAAACACGGUGCUCACCUGUCUGUGGUACACCUACAGAGACCCAACCACCACGGACUCUUACGCAGUGCCAGUCCUGUGUGGGGUUUAUCUAAGUUUUGCUUCAGGAGUGGUCUUCAUGGGCAUCUACUAUGGAAUCCUUCACCCUAUGGGCCCUAGGAUGAGACUGCUAGCCAGUUCCUGCUGUGCUGAUCUACUGUGGGGUCUCCCUUUACCCCCUGAGGCCGAGCCAAUGGCACCGACCCCUCAUGCUGCACAGACAACACCAAGCCGGGUGUCUAUGGCAGGUUACGGGCAGCAGGAAGACUCCAUGGCAGAUACCUGUCUACCAGUGUUUCAGGUGCGUUCCCCUGAACCCACCACGCCAUCAGGCCGCCAUCGACCAGAGGGGCCACUCAUCAAGAUCGAUAUGCCCCGCAAACGUUACCCAGCCUGGGAUGCCCACUUUGUAGAUCGGCGCCUGAGAAGGACCAUUAACAUCCUGCAGUUUAUCAGCCCCUCGGCUGUCGGGAUCAGGUACAGGGACGGGCCACUUCUCUAUGAGCUCCUGCAGUACGAGUCCUCGCUGUGACCAUGUCCUUUUUCCUCCCCACCCCUUGUUUUUCUCUUUUUGUCCCGUUCUUUAGUCGUCAU
Messenger RNA from Neoarius graeffei (lesser salmon catfish), 1793 nucleotides. It is a transcript of the gene xkr6a, whose product is annotated as XK, Kell blood group complex subunit-related family, member 6a. Gene Ontology annotation, biological process: engulfment of apoptotic cell; phosphatidylserine exposure on apoptotic cell surface; apoptotic process involved in development. NCBI's taxonomy places the organism in Eukaryota, Metazoa, Chordata, Actinopteri, Siluriformes, Ariidae. Gene Ontology annotation, cellular component: plasma membrane. The coding region runs from base 10 to 1731 and encodes 573 amino acids. The record is from RefSeq and is a predicted model, not a curated record. The transcript has 3 exons.